CGCUCGUCAGCUUGUAUAGACGAUCUUCGCUGGGCAGUUUCGGUCUGACGCGGCUUUCUGGCAGGCUAGCUGUCAGAAAAAAGGACUGGCAUCUCUUCUGGAUGGGAUUUCUUGAGAGAGGAAAGGCUGAUGUGUCCCUGCAGCUAGUUUCUACCAUGGAUGGUGCACCUGUGUUGCUUUAAACCAAUUUGAUAGUGUAUUUUCUCGCCACCACCCUCAGACUAGAUGACAAGAGAUGAGAAACUGCAGCCCUGGACCACAUCAUGAGCAUUCAAAGUCUGGGAGGAACUAUAGGGGAGUCCCUUGGCUCUAGCCUGACAGUGCGUAUGAGCGGAGCAGGUGGUGGGUGGAACGCUCUCUCCCUGAAACCUGUUUCCUCCGGGCGGAUUGCUUCUAUUUUCCACACCAUGGUUCCUACUGGUUACACCAAGCUUCAGGAGGAGCGCUUGGCCAUGGUGGACCUCGGAGCUAAAUCUGAGGCCAGCUCAGUCCAGAAUGGCUACAGACAGGAGACAUCUCAUACAGAAGGCAGACGAGUCCUGGACCGGACCUCUCGGUCCUCUCUGACUUUAACAGACUGUGUUGAUGGAGACUACUCUGAGACAGAACCUAUGCUGGCUGAGAAGAGGCUCUCCGGGGAAGAGGCAAAUGAGGAGGAGGAAGAUGAAGAGGAAGGACUGGGAUCUGACCUGCAGAAUAUGCCCAAGGAGUCACCGCUGGCUAUGGCAUUGCAGAUUUUGGUGCCUUUUCUUUUAGCUGGAUUUGGAACUGUAUCCGCUGGAAUGGUGCUGGAUAUUGUGCAGCACUGGGAGGCAUUCCAGUACAUCACAGAGAUCUUCAUCCUCGUACCUGCUCUGCUCGGCCUGAAGGGAAACCUGGAGAUGACUCUGGCCUCAAGGCUGUCCACAGCGGUAAAUGUGGGAAAGAUGGAUUCUCCCAUUGAGAAGUGGAAUCUAAUCAUAGGAAACCUGGCACUGAAGCAGGUUCAGGCCACUGUGGUGGGUUUCCUGGCGGCCGUAGCAGCCGUGGUUCUUGGUUGGAUCCCAGAGGGAAAGUUUCAGAUGAGCCACGCUGUUUUGCUUUGCUCCAGCAGUGUGGCCACGGCCUUUAUAGCCUCCCUGCUGCAGGGCAUCAUCAUGGUGGGCGUAAUUGUGGGCUCAAAGAAGACGGGCAUUAACCCAGACAAUGUAGCCACACCCAUUGCAGCCAGUUUUGGUGACCUCAUAACCUUGGCAAUCCUGGCCUGGAUAAGCCAAGGGCUAUACAAGUGCCUAGAUUCCUAUCCGUAUGUGUCGUCGCUGGUUUGCGCCUUCUUCAUGUGUCUGACUCCUCUGUGGAUCGUCAUCUCCUCCAAGCACCCCGCCAGCCGCACCCUCCUCUACUCCGGAUGGGAGCCAGUCAUCACUGCCAUGGUCAUCAGCAGCAUUGGAGGGCUCAUCCUGGACAAAACAGUGUCUGACCCAAAUCUGGCCGGCAUUGUAGUGUACACCCCGGUUAUCAACGGUAUUGGGGGUAAUCUGGUGGCCAUUCAGUCAAGCAGGAUCUCCACCCACCUUCAUUUUCACUGUGCUCCUGGGGAAGUUCCUGAUGAGGCCAAGGGCUGCUACUACCCCUGCCGCACAUUCUGUGGUACAGGUGCCAAUCAUCGUUCUGCACAGGUGCUUCUCCUUUUACUCAUUCCCGGUCACCUGAUUUUCCUCUAUACCAUCCACCUCAUGAAGAGCGGCCACACCACCCUCACACCCAUCUUCACGUCUGUCUAUCUAGCUGCUGCUCUGCUGCAGGUGCUGCUCUUGUUGUUCAUAGCGGACUGGAUGGUGCACUCCAUGUGGCGGAGCGGCAAGGACCCAGACAGUUUUUCCAUCCCUUACCUGACAGCUCUGGGUGACUUGUUGGGCACCGCCCUGCUGGCACUUAGCUUUCACUUCCUGUGGCUCAUAGGAGACCAGGACAGUGACGUGGGCGACUGAUAUCGCGGUGGCAGGAGUCCUGCCAUCUCUCAGCUCCUCAUGCCCUUAAGCCUUGUUGUAAUGUGGGUGCUCCUUGUUGCUGGCCAGCACAUUCUUUAACUUCACAUACUGGAUGAAACUUAAACUACAUGAUGGUUUAAAAACUAUUCCUGUUUAUUCUACAUACAAAACACAUCAUACACCUUAAAUUUAUUCUUUUAUGUAGCGAUUGUGACCUGCAUUGUUUGCACCAAAGCACUGCUGGCCCUGCCCUGUUCACAGGAGCAGGAAGUCACCAGCUAUCAUCCACAAAACUGAGGAAACCUUAACUGCUGUUUCCAAGGUGAUCUCUGCCAGCCAGGCACCAGUCAAAAAAUAAAAAUGUCUCAUAUAUCUGGAAUAUAUUUUGGGGAAUUGCCACCCACUGUGUCUGUUUGCUACCUUGUCUAGUACUGCUUCAUCAUCGGUGGAGGAACACAGAGAAGGUUAAGGUGGGAAACAAGACAAGUUGUUAUAAUUUUGCAGAUUUUGUGAAGCAGGCUUACUGUCACUGGCGAUAAAAGGGAAGAACAUGAAUGAUGGUACGAAAAGUCUACUUGUCCUCCCAUGUCUGUGUAUUUUUGUGUUUAGCUGUUUAAUAGUUUGUAUUGUAUUUCUCUGUUCUGUUUGUUGGGAACAUUCCUCUCCAUGUUAUACCUGUAUUACAUCUAUAAGUUUCUAAUGUCAUCAAUCAGCCACAACAUUAAAGCCACCAGCUGUCGGGGUUGGAUACUGGAAAUCUGGGAUUGCUGUGUGGGGGUGUGGUCUUCAUAAUGGAUAUUUUGGGUCUCCCAGGAGAUUCUGAUUAAAGUGGGAUCUGGAAGUUGGGUUAAAAACUUGGGCUGUUGUGUUUUUUAAGAUGUUCCUGAACAUUUUUUUUUCUUUGGGGUGAGCUACAGCCAGUGUCUUGUUUGGGAAGGCCACUGCUGUCAGGGAUUUAAUGUUCUGGCUCAUAACUGUACACAUUUUUUCCACUUUCUAAAGUCUGUGUAUUUGGGGAAUGGGGACCAAAAAGUCUAGUCUUGUGGGCAUUGAUGUAACUUUCUUGGUUUGAACUGAUGUCAUGUUUUUCUCCCAGGAACCAGGUCAGUAAAGGUGCUUGAAUAGGAAAAUGAACAGAGGUCAGAACAGGAAAUUGCUGCAAACUGGCCUUUGACUAAGGUCCUGCCUCAGAGAGUGGUUGUCCUACAAGAGCUUAGCAGUCACAACUUACGGAGAGCAGUAUGUGGAAGGGGGGGAUCGUAUGAGUGGUUUCUGGAUGAGAGGUCUUUUCUUUUAUUAGAACUCACAAGAAUCAAAGUGAAAGGAAUGGAUGAAGUAUUGUCUAAUGUAAGAUGUGCACAUCUGGAUAUGUAGCUGGCUGGUUUCAGGACUAAUGUUGAGCAUUUUAUUAACUUGCUCUUACUCUGCGGGACUACAGAUAACAAGUCUUCCCAUUUACAUUAUAGACUUCGGUUAGCGGAGAUAACAGACCUUAAUUAGACCUCAUGCUAGAAACCUUUUAUCAUUGAAAAGGUAAAACUGUAUAAGGUCAAAACCUGAUUAAGAAGCUCUGCGUAACAUUACAUCAACGCUUUACUCACCUGUACAGGGGCCGUAGGCUUCAUUAUUACAUGUAUGUAGACAUCAGGAUCAUUUUAAAUCCCCGUGUUUAAAACGAGUGAGCGAGGAACCUUAAGUUAGCUGUAGGCAUAGCACAAACGGUCAGUUAGUGAAAUCAAUGGGAAGCAGCCAAAAACAAGGACCUCUUUUUGUCUACCACUGUGCAAAUUCUGACAGUGUCAGUAUAAUCUGCAUAUGUGCUGAAAACAGGAGGAGCAGGGUUUAGGGAAUAAUCAGUCGCUGCACUGUAUCGAGCAGUUUCGCCUGUUAGGUUGUGUCAGUGUUAAUAGAAUUUGCUCUACCAUAAGUUCAACUAACACAUACAAUCCUUAAUGUAUUUUAUCGGCAAUAUCCAUUGCAUUAACCCUUACAUACUGUUCCUAUUCUUUGCCUUCAUGGUAUGAUUUAGGUCACUUUUGACAUAGGCCAAAAAUUCACUCACAAUAAGUCUCUACAACAAAUUUUGAAUGGUAAAUGGACUAGUUUGUAUAUAUAGUGCUUUUCUACUCUAAGCACUCAAAGCGCUUAUACAUACAGAUCAAUUUCGAAUGUAUAAAUAGUCUGUGUAACAUUUAUAAAUGGAGGAUUAAUGCUUAAAGUUUCAGAGAACAGGGAGAGUGUAUUUUUUUUUCUUUUAACAACACCUGUUUUUGGAGAAAACCAUCUGUUAUCACACAUUUCAUGUCCUUUUUACCCAAGGCAUGACAAUAACAGCUAUAAACAUUUAAAGAUAUUUUUUGAUUGUGAAAAACUGUUGUGAUUUAUUAUAUAAUGCAGCCAUUAAAUACUCUCCUCAGUUCUGUAUUAUAAUUACCGAUUCAAUAUCAGUCAAUACUUAGAGCACACUAUUGCAAACUAGUGCGUGCAUUUGAAGCAUUGGUAGGACACCUUGCUUGUAUAGGAUUUGCACACAUUUCCCACACUCACUGAAAUGGCAGUCCAGGUCACUGUAAUCUCUUUGGAUCUCUGUUUUAAUCUCAGCCAGCUCACAACAAAUGGAUUCUAUGUUUAUAGUUGCAUUAUUUUAUUACACUGUGGGCACUUCUGCUUGCAGGGUCAAAAUACAAGCACCAACUGAUAGGCACAUAAUGUACUUACAUUUAUAUAGCACUUGUCUAGUCUUAUUGGCCACUCAGAGAGCGUCUAACUACAAUUUAACUAUGCAUUCAUACAGCACUUUAUUCAACACUCUUCAACUACCCCACAUUUAUGGCAAAUUUAGAAUAGCCAAUUAAGCUAACAUGCAUGUCUUUGGACUGUGACAGAAAGCCAGAGUAUGUGGAGAAAACCCGCUCUACGUACUCAGGAGUGGGUUAAACAUGCAAACUCCUCAGUCAGGAUUUGAACCAGGAACCUUCUUGCUCCAAGACAACAGUGCUAGCCACUCCACAACCACACCACCCUAUUUCAGAUUUCAUGCAUGUGUCAAGGCAUCUUCUGUCCUUAUGUGCACCAUUUAUGAUCAUUCUUAUCCUCUGUUCCUGUUACACUGUUUGGAGAUUCCCCCACAAUCCUUCAAAGACCAGCAGGUGCCUGUCUCUGCGGGAACCUGGGCAAGUGUGGGAACACAGACAGUUCUCAUUACAGUGGCAAGGUCCCCCUUGAUUUCUGUCACCAUUGUCCCAUAAAGAUAUACACAGACAUGGAGUGUACACUUUCAAGAGUUCCUAACAGCACCAUUGUCCUUGAUUUGACCCACACUUCUAAAGUCCAUCUCAUUGGAUAUGGGUCAAAUUUGACCCAGAACAGCCUGAAUGUAUAAAAGUAAAUUAUAAAAAAUAAAAAUAUUUACAUUUUUGUGUUUUGGAUCACUUUAGGAAAAGUAAUCAAAUUCUGGCUAAGAGAAUGACAUGUAGGGUACUUUUCUGAUGUUAAAUGUCAAACACUAUGUAAGGGUUAAUGUCCUUUUUGUUUGUCGUGUUGUGAAACAGAGUGGGACCACUGGCGUUCCACGGUGGAUUCUUGCAUGUCAAUCACAUGCUGUUUACAUGCAUGCUCACAAUUAAUCAGCAGUUCUCAGAAUCUUGAUUAAACACCAGACUUCAGCUCGACUGUAUUCACUUUUUCCAAAUGUGUUGUCUUCAGUAUUCAGAGACAGCUGAUUCAGCCUGAUAUUAAAUCAUUCUCUGUAGCUCCUUUGGGAAUGACACGGGAGAUUAAACCCCCUCAUUGUGCGCAUGUGAACGUAGCCAGUGGCUCUCCUUAAACCCAAUAUGUGCCUCUUGAGAUUCACUGGUUGACAAGGUAUUUUUUCACUCUGUCAUGCCAUUAAUGUGAUUUUCUUUCUUCUGUCUGGUAAUACUUUCCUUUUUGUACUCUUUCAGUUCUGAAUCUCUUUGAAGAGUUUCAUCCCCAAAAUGACAUAUCCACUGUCUUUAAUUGUGUAAAACUACAUGCAGAUAUCAUAAACAUUGUCAGAUUGUGAAUCUGGACUGUGGAUAGAUUCCUCCAUUUUUGGAAUGAAACCCUUUGUUUACUUUUUGUGGCUCAUUUGGGCCAGAAAUGAUUAAACAAUAAAUGAAUUACCUUGAUUUGACAAACA
This is a messenger RNA of Archocentrus centrarchus (flier cichlid), 6132 nucleotides long. RefSeq names its product solute carrier family 41 member 2b (gene slc41a2b). The coding region runs from base 264 to 1970 and encodes 568 amino acids. The transcript is spliced from 11 exons. The record is from RefSeq and is a predicted model, not a curated record. Gene Ontology annotation, biological process: monoatomic cation transport. Gene Ontology annotation, cellular component: plasma membrane. NCBI's taxonomy places the organism in Eukaryota, Metazoa, Chordata, Actinopteri, Cichliformes, Cichlidae. Gene Ontology annotation, molecular function: monoatomic cation transmembrane transporter activity.